This is a messenger RNA of Abrus precatorius (Indian licorice), 806 nucleotides long. Its product is annotated as cysteine-rich repeat secretory protein 38-like. Lineage: Eukaryota; Viridiplantae; Streptophyta; Magnoliopsida; Fabales; Fabaceae. The record is from RefSeq and is a predicted model, not a curated record. The coding region runs from base 16 to 756 and encodes 246 amino acids. The transcript has a single exon.
AACACUACUUCCAAAAUGUCUUCCUCAAAGCACAUUUCCUUUAUUCUCUUCUCAUUCACUUCGGCUUUCCUUCUCCAAACAUGUCUCGGAGCCUAUGCUCCUCUCCUCCAUUUAUGUUCAAACUCUCAAAACUUCACACCCUCUAGUCCCUAUGAAGCAAAUUUGAAAACUCUCAUUAACUCGCUUAUCUACAAGACACCUUCAACAGGUUUUGGGGUAGGCUCAGUGGGCCAAUACCAAAACCAAAAAGCCUAUGGGCUUGCUCUUUGCCGUGGUGACGUGUCAGCCUCAGAAUGCAAAACUUGUGUCUCUGAGGCAACCAAAGAAAUUCUCACUAGUUGCCCAUACAACAAAGGUGGAAUCAUAUGGUACGAUUAUUGCAUGUUCAAGUACUUAGACACUGAUUUCUUUGGCAACAUUGACAACACAAACAACUUCUCUAUGUUGAACGUGCAAAACGUGAGUGACCCUUUAAUGUUUAACUACAUGACCAAGGAAUUGUUGAGCCUUCUUGCCCAUAAAGCUUCUGUGAGCACUAAAAUGUAUUCAACAGGAGAUCUAAAGGUUGGUGGAGAAUCACAGAAAAUUUAUGGGUUAACUCAGUGCACUAGAGACCUUUCUAGUGGCGAUUGUAAGAAGUGUCUUGAAGAUGCAAUUAACGAGCUUCCAAGUUGUUGUGAUGGAAAACAAGGAGGCAGAGUUGUAGGUGGAAGCUGCAACGUUCGAUAUGAGAUAUAUCCAUUUGUGAAAGAGUAGAACAAUUACUUGGUUGAGGACGACGUGGUUGAAUAAGAAUUUUAGACAAC